AUGUCCCAAUACAAGACUUCCAAAUUUGAGCUCGAUAAGGAUGCCGUUCUCUGCUCUUUUCUCAAUGCGGCCGGCCAACACCUUGUUCUCCUCGCCGUCAGUGGCAUCAAUGAUGUAAUGUCCCUCUUUCGCAGCAGUGACUCCGGUCAUGUCAUGUUGCACAUCCGAAAUGAUCAAGACAAGCUCGGUGUUGCUACAGUCAUCGCUGCCGUCGGACAUGAUUUCGAAAGUGCGAAUGCCGCAGUGAUGUACCACGCAAGGAAUCUCGUAGUCGCGGAUAAGACGACGACUGGGGAGUAUGAAGCGGAGAUGAAGGCUCUCCAAGAUGGAGUAAAGGCUGAAUGGAUGGAAAAUUGGUAUGACGGCCUUGGUUUCUGCACUUGGAAUGCUCUUGGGCAACGUCUCACCGACGAGAAGGUGUUCGAGGCUGUCGACACACUAGAGAAAAGCAACAUUCGCAUUACCAGUCUGAUCAUCGAUGACAACUGGCAGAAUAUCGAUUACCGUGGACCUGGGCAAUUCCAACAUGGCUGGAAUGAUUUCGAGGCGGAACCAAAGACGUUUCCAAAGGGUCUCAAGCACACAAUAUCCCAAAUACGAGAGAAGCACCCACAAAUUCAGCACAUUGCUGUAUGGCAUGCGCUGCUGGGCUACUGGGCGGGUCUAGCUCCUGAUGGCAAGCUUGCUAAGACAUACAAGACUGUCGAAGUUGUCCGUGAGGAUGCUGUGCGGCGGUACCUUCCCCUCGGAGGCAAGAUGACAGUAGUUGCGAAGGAAGACGUCUUCAAAUUCUACGACGACUUCUAUCGCUUCCUGUCAUCUUGCGGCGUAGAUGGUGUCAAGACUGAUGCUCAGUUCAUGCCGGACACUUGGGUAUCCGCCAAAACACGGCGUGAGCUCAUGACAGAAUAUUUCGAUGCGUGGACGUUGUCAAGUCUACGACACUUCAGCAUUAAAGCGAUCUCUUGCAUGUCACAAACGCCCCAGAACCUCUUCCACGCACAACUCCCUCGCAACAAGCCCGUCAUCCUCUCCCGCAAUUCAGAUGAUUUCUUCCCGGAAAUUCCAGAGUCACACCCCUGGCAUAUUUGGGCGAAUGCUCACAACGCCCUGUUCACGCAGCAUCUCAACGUCCUGCCCGACUGGGACAUGUUCCAGACCGUGCACGACUACUCCGGUUUCCACGCAGCUGCUCGUUGCGUCAGCGGCGGGCCAGUCUAUAUCACGGACGUGCCAGGCCAUCACAACGUCGAUCUGAUUAACCAAAUGACGGGUAUCACACCGCGUGGCAAGACAGUCAUCUUCCGCCCAAGUGUUCUCGGUCGAAGUCUCGACCAGUAUGUGGGCUAUCACGAUGACUCGUUGCUUAAGGUUGCAAGCUAUCACGGCGCUGCGGUCACGGGCACGCCGAUUCUCGGUGUCUUCAACAUCUCAACCCGCCCACUGCUCGAGAUUAUCCCCAUAUCCCGUCUCUCGGGCGUCAUCCCCUCAGCACAAUACAUCGUGCGAGCCCAUACCACCGGCGCUGUGACAGAGCCCGUCCGGCCGGAUUCGCCAGCAGCAUCACUCACCGUGUCCCUGCCUGUCGGAGGAUGGGAAGUUUUCACUGCCUACCCCGUCAUGCCGUUCCACAGUGAAGAGCUGGGCUUGGUUAGCAUCGCCAAUCUCGGCCUGGUUGGCAAGAUGACAGGUUCUGCAGCAAUCACGUCAAACCAGGCAAUUCUACUCGAGAAUGGAAGGGUAUUUUUGGACACGAGGGUGAAGGCACUGGGGGUUCUAGGGGUUUACAUCUCAUCGCUGCCAAAGAUGAGUAUCGACAAUGAAUUCUUGGCUACCAUCCAAGGGCAAGCGAUUCCGCCCGAUACUGUGUCGGUGAGCAAGGCCAGCAAGUACGUUCUAGAGGUAAAUGUUGAAAAGGCAUGGAAAGAUUUGAAUUUGAGCAGUGGGUGGAGCAAUGAGGUCGAGAUCAAGCUGUAUAUCAGUAUUGAUCAGUGA
Molecule: messenger RNA, 1995 nt
Organism: Phaeoacremonium minimum UCRPA7
Lineage: Eukaryota; Fungi; Ascomycota; Sordariomycetes; Togniniales; Togniniaceae
Product: putative glycoside hydrolase family 36 protein
Exons: 3
Coding region: 1-1995 (664 amino acids)
Source: RefSeq, a predicted model, not a curated record